Lytechinus pictus (painted urchin) is the source of this 4077-nucleotide messenger RNA. RefSeq names its product leucine-rich repeat transmembrane neuronal protein 4-like. The transcript has a single exon. Gene Ontology annotation, molecular function: protein binding. NCBI's taxonomy places the organism in Eukaryota, Metazoa, Echinodermata, Echinoidea, Temnopleuroida, Toxopneustidae. The coding region runs from base 260 to 1696 and encodes 478 amino acids. The record is from RefSeq and is a predicted model, not a curated record.
ACACAUGAAAACGCAGAGGUUUCCAAAUCAGUGACUUAUCAAUUCAUAUAAAAUCAAUAAAAGAUUUGUUGAUAUAUGGAUGAAGCAUUUCUUUUGUGGCAUUGUUCACCUGUGAUUCCGUAGAGCUAAGUGGUAUAAAGCUACAUGAUGAUCAUUAAUGGUUGUCUACCAAAGAAAGUGUGUUUUACUAGACCUGGACUCAACAUUUUCUUAAAGUGAUAAUAGUCAUUUUGAUCCACAUUUACUAGUGUUUAUUCAAAUGAAUCAACAGAAACAAGGUCUUAAUCCAUUUUCUAGCAAGAUGUAUCAAGGAAUUACGGUUUUGUACUACACUGUUGGACUUGCCUAUCUGAUGUUCAAUGGCAUCAUGGCGCUAUCAGAUCAAGAAGAACACAAUACUUUACUAAACUGCAUUUUUAAUAGAAUUCCACAGUCUUUACCUACAAAUUGCGAAACACUGACCAUUCAAAGUGAAAACUUGGGAGUUCUGACUUCAACUACGUUUAUGAAUUUAAAUGUAAGUCGUAUACAGACGCUCAUCAUUUCUGAUACAGGAAUAACUGAAAUUAGAAGAGAUGCCAUGUUAUACUUCCCUAUGCUAAAAGAAUUGGAUGCAUCAGAAAACUCCAUAGCAAGGAUAGACUCUGCUGUUUUUGAAUCUCUACCUGAACUAACUAACCUAUACCUUCAAGGCAAUAGAAUUAACAACAUUUCAAAAACAGCCUUUCAAGGACUGGAGAACUUGAAAAUUUUGCGCCUUGACAACAAUCAACUAACAAUUGUUGAUUCAUCUUUUUCUGAUCUCAUCAAUCUACAAACAUUAAAUCUCACCUUUAAUUACAUCACAGAGAUUUCUUCAGACACCUUUGAUGGAAUAACCAAAUUGCAUGACCUCUUUCUCGCAUACAACCGACUGAGUGAGAUCCCAGAAGCUUUAAGAGACGGUCGCAUACAGAAGUUGUACCUAUUGAAUCUCAGGAGCAACCAACUAAACAUCCCAUUAACAUCUUCUGAUCUCCACCAUGACUACUUAGAAGAGCUCUACUUGACAAACAAUGAUAUACCUGAGCUCUCUGAUGAUGUCUUUAAGUAUCUUAGGAGGCUACAAGUACUGCACAUUGACUACAAUCGUCUGACCAACUUCAAUACUUGGCUGGUACAUCAUCCACAAGGACUCCAGGAGAUCAAACUUGACCACAAUCCAUGGAACUGCAACUGCACUAAUACCAAGGUAUGGGAGCAACUGGGUCAGCAGGCAAACCUACAUAUCAAGGAACAUAACUCCACUUUCUGUGCCAUGCCUUCUUCUAAGAGAAAUGAGGUAAUCUUUUAUUUUGAUAAAUUUUGUGAAAGUUCACCUCUUUUAUCAGAUGCUGCCCUCAAAGGUAUAAUUGCAGCUUCUGCUGUCAUCUUCACAACUCUUCUUAUAACAAUCUGUAUCUGUUGCUGUAAAAAUAAAUGUCAACACAAGAUGAAACAUCCAGAAUCAUCUGAAUCUCCAGAGAGGCAAGACAAUGAGCCUAAUCAUGAAUAUUGUGUUAAUAUUCCUAGUCCAGUCAGACCAAAGAUGAUGAUCCCUGUUGAUAAUGGAAGACCUGAAGAAAGACAUUCUCCUCUCUAUGAUCACCCUUAUGAUCAACCAGAUGUCACAAUUAAUGAUAACUACUUGAUUCCAAUGGGUGUCAAGACUAAAUAAUUAUUUGAAGUGGACAGUUUUUUUUAGUUUACAUUUUUUCUUCAUGUUUAAGGUUAAUAUAGUCAAAAUAAUUAAUAAGAAAAAUAAAGAUGAAAGAAGAAAAAUUGUACACUUAGUAUUUCUACUGUAGUUGAUAACUAGUAUUCAUUUACAUUUUGUCAGUAAUAUAUUUGAAAAACAGCAUUUUGUUAACAUUAUGCUAAACCUUUUACAAUGUAGCUGCUUUUUUUACAUAGAAAUAUUUAUGUAUUUACUUAAAUUAAUGUGAUUGUCACAAUGUAUAAGCUUUUUCAUUUAACUUAACAAAAUUUGUAUUAGUAGGCCUACCUUAUCUUUAACCAUGAUCAUGUAUAAUAUUAUAUAUAGUAUUAUAAUGAACUAGGAGGGAUUAAGAACUUUAAAUCUACAAACUGGUCCAUACAUGACUUGUAACUUCACAUGAAAAAUAGGUAACUUUCAAAUUCCAAAGAAAUGCAACUGAUAAUUCAUACUCCUCAGAAAUAUGAUGAAAAAAAGAUUAGAAAAUGAAGUUAGAAAUGAAGUGCAAUUUCUUUUCAUACAAAACUUCUUGUAAAACAUCCCAAUGGUCUGGACUCAAGAUUUAUAUUUCAAGCAAGUUUUCAUUUCUUCCUUUUGAAUAUAUCCGCCACAUGUGCAAAAGGCAAAGGGGCUAUUUUUUCAGAAAAUAUCCCCUCCCCUUUAUGAUAAAUUCUGGAUCUACCCAUGGGUGUCAGACAACAUAAAACUUAUCUUUGAACAUGUCAAAAAUUCAACAUGUCUAGCACUGUCUGACAAUCUAUAUGCAUAGAUCAGCAGGAGAACUAAAAUCUAAAAAGAAGAGAAUCUAAAAAGUCCAUUAAGUGUAAUUUCAUUUGGUCGCAUUUCAUAAGUUGGGUAUGCAAAAAAGGGUGGCAGAUGAACAAUUUUCCACGCAGUGCUGUGGAUAAAUUGUUGCUACAUAAUAGCAUCUUGACCAAAUUUAUUGAGUAAGAUCUCAUUUUGAAGCUAAAACUAUAGGUUAAAUAUAUUACCGUACUAUAAAUUAGAUCAAUACAAUAUCAGGAACAAAAACUAUAGCACAUUAAGUUUUAAGUAACAGGGGUGGCGUAGCCGGUGGAUGCGGUGAAUGAUAGAAUGUGAAUCAAACUUAAUUAACAACUUAAUAUAAUAUGUAAUAUGACUGUCAGCCUCAUAUUUUUAGGCAGUUUAAAAGCAGGGAACAACUAAAUGUUAUAAAAAAUUGAAAAUUUUGUAAAUUUGCAGGAAUAAAAUACAUGUGUAUGUCAGCUCUGAUCUGCAACCUAAUAUCAAUUAGUGAACUGUAAAAAUUUGGUUAAUUAUCUUAUUUGGUCAUUUUCAAACGUGAGUGACACGACAAUCGGAGAGGGUUAAGGGCUCAUAUCUUUAAACUUAAAGGUUAUGAAUCAAUCAUGACUACUUUAUUAUAUACAAUGUAGGACUGGCAUGGGCCACUACCAGUUUGAUUUGAAUUCUACAAUUUGUUUAGUAGAUAUGAUUGAAAAAUGGUGCGUGAGUGACACGACAAAUUUUGGACAUGGGUUUCUGACCAUUAUCACUUAUGAUUGGAUUCGUGCCCAAGUAGCUGUCCAGGAGUACUGUGAGUACCCAUACAUGUACGUAAAUAGUGUAUCUAUCUAACACAUAUAGUCAGGAUCAAUCAAACCUUUUCUAUGGAAAAUAGUGCCCUCUUAUAUACCGUGAGUGACACGACAUCCAAAACGUGAGUGACACGACAAGUGCAAAAAUACAACAUUUAUCUCAACAACGAAAGUAUUUUUGGCAUGAUGUACAAGAGUUAAAUCCCAUCAACCAAAAAACAAGCUUAAUUGCAUAACAACUGCUUUCUUCAAAGUUGAUAAUAUGUCAUCCUGAUGGUUUAUUCUUGGUUUAUGGUCAUAUUUGCUCAUCAACUCACGUUCCCUAUACCAUACCGCAUCAUUGUCACACUCAUGCUUCUACCACUCUCCUCUUUUUUGGAGGAGGCACUUGAAGAAGGUGUUAUGUGGUCUUGGCAUUGACAUCAACUCAUCUUUUUGUGCCCUGAUGUCAUUCAAAACUUUAACUCUUUCUCCCUAUCUGUAUAUGAUUGUUUAUGGGUUUACAAUUCAGCAUCCACAACUGAUGGAAUAAUUUUUCCUUGUAAGAAAGGGGGUAUUCUCAAUAGUCACUCGCAUCAUCUGACAUGUUCUGGUAGCCAAUGAUACCAUGUACGACUCCUUUUUCUUGAAAUAUUGGAUUACAAUAUUAUCCUCCUAAUAUUUUAGACAUUGUCCGAAUAGGACUUGGCAGCUUCAGUGUCUUUUUUCGUACACUGUACCAAACCACAGUUACUUGGCUGCACACUUCAGAUGGACUAUUAG